GGAGAUGAAUGGCAUGAAUGGUAGUAGGAAAGUUUGAUCGAACGAUGACAUUUUAUUCACAUUUAUUAAAUCAAUGCAUUAAUGUUUUACGAUAUGCGUAGCAAAAGAUUAGUCGACUGAAAAUCUUCGCAUGCGCUCGACCGAACUAUUUAAGAGAACGAAAUUUAUUUCAUUCUCAAAUAAAAUUAAGGAAACGUAAAUUGUUUAGAAAUGGCAGAUAUUAAACCAGAUCAUAAAGUUGAAGAUACUGAUAAUUAUGGAAUGGGUAAUAAUGCGGAACCAAAAAAUAUGCAAGAAUUGACAGAAUAUGUACAAACACUACUACAAAAUAUGCAGGGAAAAUUUCAAACAAUGUCAGAUCAAAUUCUUGGAAAAAUAGAUGAAAUGGGAAACAGGAUAGAUGAUCUAGAAAAGAACAUCACAGACCUAAUGACACAGGCUGGUGUAGAAGGAGGUGAAAAAUGAUCAUAUCUAUUAUAAGAUUGAUUUUGAUACACAAACAAAAACAUUUUUAAUAUUGGUUGAUGCUAUUGGUCAAGAAUGAUAUCUAAAGGUUAUUGAUAUGUACUUUUGGUUAUAAAAGAAAUAAAUCACCUUUUUUGCAGUAAAGUAA
Messenger RNA from Osmia bicornis bicornis, 613 nucleotides. Its product is annotated as heat shock factor-binding protein 1. Gene Ontology annotation, biological process: cellular heat acclimation. The record is from RefSeq and is a predicted model, not a curated record. Bases 211 to 465 code for a protein of 84 amino acids. The transcript has 3 exons. Gene Ontology annotation, molecular function: transcription corepressor activity. Gene Ontology annotation, cellular component: nucleus; cytosol. Lineage: Eukaryota; Metazoa; Arthropoda; Insecta; Hymenoptera; Megachilidae.